Ostreobium quekettii is the source of this 990-nucleotide messenger RNA. NCBI's taxonomy places the organism in Eukaryota, Viridiplantae, Chlorophyta, Ulvophyceae, Bryopsidales, Ostreobiaceae. The record is from the annotation of a GenBank genome assembly.
AUGGCGAACCCGUGCUUGCGGCGGCCGGCGGACAGUUUGGCAGUAUUCGCGGCCCUCUGGGGCGCCAUCCGAGGAGAACGUGGGAUGAAGCGACCGAGCAGCGCUGGAAACCGCGGCGGCGUGCCUCCGUGGCCGCUGGGACGAAAGGGGAUUCGCAUCGGCCCCGUGGCCGUGGGCGCCCCCAGGCGGUCCCUUGGGCGGAUUGCCGGCAAGACCCAGCUGAUUCGGAUCCAGCAGCGGGUGCCGGACUACGGAUGGACGACGCAGAAGGUCUUCCACCUGCUGAACUUCCUGUUCUGCGUCCUCCGCGCCGUCUCCUUCGCGCUGUACACCCUCCUGGAUGAGCUCAACGACAGCAACGUGCACCAGGCCGUCGCAAAGCUCGUCGUCUUUGACCUUCCAGGCCUCCUGUUCUUCACGACCUUCACUUUGCUGGUGCUUUUCUGGGCCGAAAUCUACCACCAGGCCAGCAACGUGGACACCAGGUUUCUGAGGCCUUACUUCAUCAAAGUGAACGUCCUCGUUUAUGUGGUCGAGAUCAUCUUGUGGGGUCUAUCGGCAGUGAGCCUGUCGCAUACCUGGGCACGUUAUGCAUCUGCGGGAUUCUUGAGUGCUGUUUCAGUGGGCGCAGUGGUGGGCUUCCUUGUGUAUGGCUGCCGCCUGUUUUCGAUGUUGAGGCAGUUCCCCAUAGAGUCUCGCGGCAGGCACAAGAAGCUGCAGGAAGUUGGCCUCAUCACUGUUAUAUGCUCAGCCUGCUUUGCCAUAAGGGCGCUGCUGUUGAUCCUGUACAUCGUGGACGAUAGAGACUUCGACGUGGACUUGAUGCAGAACCCCCUCCUCAACAUCAUGUUCUAUGUUGCGUGUGAGAUCCUGGCCGCCGUGCUGGUCCUUUGCAUCCUGCACCGCUUGCCACCAAAGCACAAGGCCCCCCGCCAAAGGCCUGUCCAAGGUGGCGACUACCAGCCAAUCGCAGCGUCGGAGGAGGGUUGA